Molecule: messenger RNA, 687 nt
Organism: Rhagoletis zephyria (snowberry fruit fly)
Lineage: Eukaryota; Metazoa; Arthropoda; Insecta; Diptera; Tephritidae
Biological process (GO): chitin-based cuticle development
Cellular component (GO): chitin-based extracellular matrix
Molecular function (GO): structural constituent of chitin-based larval cuticle
Source: RefSeq, a predicted model, not a curated record
GAUUGUGAAGUUAUUAAAAUUUUAAAAAAUAUAUUUUUAUUAAAACGAAAAUGCGUGUCCUGAUCGUGAUCGUCGCUAUCUGUGCUAUCGGCAUCUAUGCCGCUCCUCAACAUGGAUAUGACUACGCCAGCAGCAGCAACAGUGUAUUAUCAGCACGCGCUGGCAGCAACGGUAUCCUUCCAGUUGGCGGUGUUGGCGGUGGUGGUGGUGGUGGUGCUGGUGCUGUUGCCAACGGUCAAGGCAAUGCUCUAAACCAUGGCAGCGGGCGCGGUGGUGACAAAUAUUUGCCACCCGAAUCCGACCAACAAUCACCACUCAUCAAUAAACAAUUCUACACAAUCUCCGCACCCGAAGAUAACACACCGAAAGCAAAACAUUUAGUUUUGGGCAAACCGCAAAAGAACUACCGUGUGAUCUUCAUCAAGGCACCACAACCCGAUGACGUUAAGUAUUCGGCUGAAUUUGCACCACAAGAAGAGAAAACUGUUAUCUAUGUGCUGCACAAGAAGGGCGAAGAUGUCGAUGCGGCCAACAUUGCCACACCAGCGCCAACCGUGCCGAGCAAACCAGAGGUGUUCUUCAUCAAAUACAAGACACCUGAGGAGGCACAACAAGCCCAGAAAGAAAUUCAGGAUCAAUACGACCAACUGGGCGGAAACAAUCAAUUCGGCGAGGAUACGGCACCUA